Medioppia subpectinata is the source of this 308-nucleotide messenger RNA. Lineage: Eukaryota; Metazoa; Arthropoda; Arachnida; Sarcoptiformes; Oppiidae. The record is from the annotation of a GenBank genome assembly.
AAACCAUUUGUUUAGUAAACAAAACCUAAAACUCAAACCAAAUGUUUGACACAAUUUAGAAAUCAAAUCACAAUUAAAACCCAAAUCCGGACACAAAAGUCAUCGCAAACUUCUUGGACAACAAACGGAUCCACACAAACACCGCCACCGCUUCGGAGGGCCAUGUCUUCGGACGAGAAACCGUUGAUCACCGUAUCGGGUAAUCAGUCUCUAGUGUCGGACCAAUUGUCGCAACAAAUCACUCGGGAUUUACCACAAGAAGGCGUCGAAUGGCAACGAUAAAAAUGGCGAAAACGUAUUCUUCGGAC